This is a messenger RNA of Epinephelus moara (kelp grouper), 6670 nucleotides long. RefSeq names its product probable serine/threonine-protein kinase irlD. Lineage: Eukaryota; Metazoa; Chordata; Actinopteri; Perciformes; Serranidae. Bases 403 to 2319 code for a protein of 638 amino acids. The transcript is spliced from 12 exons. The record is from RefSeq and is a predicted model, not a curated record.
GACAACAACACAGCUGUGCUCCAUUGACUCUAAUGCGAUCGUUUCAGAUUUCCUUCAUUUUCAGGCUGGUUUUGUGGAUUUGGAGCUAAAUGUUGUGCCUGGGGCACGUCGUGUAUUAAUGAUACUCGUUACCUGGAGAGGGAGCGACGGUGUUUCCCGACACGAGUCGAGUGGCUCCGAGGAGUGAGCGGAGCCCGACAUAUUCUGAACACCUUCCAAAUGUUGAGCCCGAGUCGUGAAGUGCUGCUCUUGAGGGGGGCGAGGUUGGAAGGGAGGGAGACGACGAGGGAGAAAACAGGCAUCGUCCGCACAGAUUUUCACCUCUGAGAGCAUCCCGACAUCUCCUCUGACUGCACCGCAGCUCCGACCGGCCCAGUCAAAGGCACAAAACAAUCAGCCAGAAUGGGGACAGUCAGCAUGAUCGCAUUCAGCUUUCUGCUCGCCACAGCUCUUUCCGCCCCUGUUAAAGUCAAUGAGGACUCCAAGACCUUGUUUCACGGGGAGGAUUUCCACAUCAUGCUGCCCUCACGCUCAGAGGUCACAUUUCGGAACAGGUCUGCUCCUCGGUCGGGUGACGUGUUCUUCAUGCGUGAUGGCAAAUUGGUCAGCAGUCGGGCCAGACUCAACAGCCAACUCAGCUACCUCAUCAUAGAAGCUGUUGGCGAGGGAGACGAGGGCGUGUACACCGUGAAGAGUCUAGAGAACCCAGACGACAUUAGACGCACUACACUGAUAGUCCGAGAUUGCUCCAACGAGCAGGUCAUCAAAUAUGGAGACAACUACCAUAUUCCACUGUUAGGGGUGACUCCUCCCAUCACCCUGGAGUACAGGCCCAGUGCCGUGGAGGCCAACCUGACAUCUAGACCUGCUCUGGUGCUGCUGACCAGCACAGAGAUGUCCAGGGACGGCUACCAGGGUCGAAUCAGCGUCAACGAUCGCUACGUCACCCUCAGCGCUGUCACGGGUGCAGACGAGGGUAGCUACACUGUCAGGGAUGCCCGAGGUGAUAUCCAAAGGAAAGUGUGUCUCAACGUCAGAGAGCACCAAAAUUUUGUGACCUUGCCACAUGGUAAAAGACUGAAGAUCAACCUGAUUCUCAACAGCUCCUUGGUCCGCCUCUACUACAGCCCCAACUCUAACCCCGUACCCCAUCUGCUGCUGGACAAGGGAGAAUUUACAAAUGCCCAAACGGAGCUGGGUUUUGAAGACCGUCUCACUCUAGAGGGUUCAUGGGUUUAUCUGGAUCAGGUCAAGAAUGCAGAUGAAGGCCAGUUCCAAAUUACUGACAUACUGGGGUUCAAUGUAUCCAACGUCCACCUGGAAUUACAACCCUACAGGCUGGAGUCACUGUAUGUGGCCAUCAUCGCCCUGUUGGGCCUGCUGGUUUUCCUUCUGCUGGUUUGUCUUCUGUCUUGCCUGUUCAAAGUGAAGAAGAGGGCCAAGAGGGCUGCUGCUCUGGAGAAGAUCGCCCAGAACGCUGGCAAAGAGGACGAGGGAGAGGCCUUCAGACAGGUGGUCCAGAACAUCACCAAACUCAGUGAGGAAUCCAAGCAUUCCCAGGCAGACAACACAGAGAAAUCUCAGAGCACUGAGGUGGAUAUUAAAGGUCUGGAGGUUUCCUCUAAAGAGGUUGGGAUCGGUAACCUAGAGACUAGUGACUCUGGUGUUGGCUUUAACACCGCCCUCCCACUGGACACUGACACUGAUGCCCCCGAUCAAAACCUUGACUCUGUGGCUGUAAGCAUCUCCGUUGCCUCUGAAACCAAACCAAGUCCACCGUCUGCUGCUGCUGCUGAAUCCAUGCCAAGCGCUCCACCAGCUGCGGAAAUGAAGUCCAGUCCAGUAGCUGAAACUAAAGCCUCCCCAGCACCCGAGACCAAGAAGACCCCUGAUCAGCCAGUGGAAGCAAAGCUGGACGUGCCCAAACCAGCAGAUGUUAAGCUCAGCCCAGCCUCGAGCCCUGAGCCCAAGACUGGUCUGAGUCCAGCUGAUCCAAAGACAACACCCAGCCCAAGCCCAGAGCCUAAAUCACCUGCACCUAAGGCCCCCACUCCAACACCUGAAAGCAAGAGUGCCCUGACUCCCACACCCGAGCCCCCCAAACCAACCACACCGGAACCUAUUACCAACGGUACACCCGAGCCAGGCCCGGAUUCCAAACCAAGCCCAGAUCACACUGAUAUUAUCGGAGGCUCCGCUCCAAAAGCAGCCCCCCCGAAAACCCCUGAAGUGGAGCUGAAAUCUAGCGGUGCUGCGCUGGAGGCCAGCAAAGACGGCACCGUGGCUGAGGAAUCAACUACCACCACCACCACCACCUGAGGACUGCCCCUGCAAAAAUCCAAGGGAAGCCCCACAGAUCUUCUCCAUCUACCACCACUGUAGACAAUCGAACACCCCCUACCAAAUAAUGAAGACACCACUGAAACUGGGAUGAGGACUUCGAUUUAACACGUCUAAUGCCUGAACACACUUUGAUAACGGUAUCUCACUUGUCUAAAACUAACACAUAACCUUUGAGACUUUCCGAUUCAGGAAAUCUUCACAUAACUAAUGCGGCUUGUUGGUUGUUAAACAUUUUUGUUGUAUUCACCUUGCAGCCUCGUUUUUUGGUAACUUCAUAGUAAGACUGUCAGACUGCAAAUGAAUUCCUUUGCAGAGUUUACAAAUAGUUCUCCACAUACGGACUUUUCUAACCUAAUGAGGUAGCCAGAAAGGUUUACAACAUUUCAGUAAAACAAUAAUAUUCUAGAAUCUCUAAUUUGGCCUUAACUAGCUUAGCAAUGCUUGUUCCUCUGUCCGCAUGUGGAUAAAACAGACAAAAUGCAUGACCUUUUUAGCCGGUGUCAUCGCAAACCUACAAAAAUGUGUGAUGACAUUCUUUGGAUUGGGCAUCAUCAAAACAAAAAUGAAAGCCCCCUUUUGUUUACACACUGUACAUAGCUGAAAUAUGGAUGUUAUACGCUUGUGCCGGUCCUCUGGCUUCAGAAACAUCUGCAAUACAUGAUCACAUAAAGAAAAAAAAAUACUUUAGCGUAUUUACCCACACAAGAAAACGUACUAACAAUACUAACCCAACUAUUUAUAGACUCUGAGAUUCAGGCUCUCGGUGGAUAUCUCAGAUGAUUAAAUGUGUUUUGCAGACUGAUCCCUCAAGUCCGGAUCAACCACUUUACUGCCUUUGAUCUGGAUUUCCCCGUGGCUCUAUAAAAAUCCCAUUAUUCCUACAGUUUAACAGCAAGCUCUUUCAAGCAUUAACUCCAGGCACUUAAUGGGACCACCAUGUUCCUGCUGUACGUUGGGCUGUCCAAAGGUGAAAUACUGAAUGAAAGUGUCUGGUGAGUUUGUGCUUGCUUGUUUCUUUCUUUCAUUAUCUGUUUUGUCAGUCAUUCCUUCAAUGAUCCUCCUUCUUUCCUUCAUCCUUUCCCUCUUUUUCUUUGCCGGGCAUCAGUUUUAACUAUUACGUACACAGCCUUUGACAGAGAUUAGAAUCAUGACUUAUUUAUUUUUUAUUCAAACUAGAUAUUUCCUCUGAAGUAUUUGGUUGUGUUGGCAAUGAGAGAGAGUAGUUCCUGUGUCUUUGACCCUCUGAAAUUUGGCAAAAGCUUAAACAUUUAUGCCUAGCAUCUUUAAUGGCUCCAAAAUACUCCUAUGAGGCCUUUAUCAAAGCCACGACAUCACCUAUGUGGAGGCUCCGUCAACACAGAUCAAUGUUAGUUGAAACUCCUGCAUGGUACAGAUGAGGUUAGCAGAUAAAUUUCAGUGUUACAACAUGUAUGUCUCUACCUCGUGUUUUAACUGACCACUGGAAAAUCAAUGACAGUCCAGGUUCGGUGCACUGAAAUCAACAAAAAGCAUUUUCGGAUUUUUGACAGAAGCACAAAAUGAUAGCCAUGAAGAUCCAAUGAAAUGAUCAGUGAGAUGUAGGAACAUUGUUAAGAGGCAGAUUCAUCUUCGACCAACUGGCCUUUCUCUGUAGCUUUCCUGACUAAUAGAAUUUUCUAACAAGUUGAUUAAUAUCAGGCGAAACGUCAGCAUUUUAAAAAGCCAUAUGAUAUGAAAAUAGGUUUAGAUGUCAGAUUUGUUACUAAAAUAAAUAAAUAUAAUAUAUAAAGUAAAAAAAAAAAAGAAAAAUCAAGGGGUCUCGAUGUUAAAUGGAUAAACAGUUUCAGAUGGUGUGUACACAUGGGCAAAGGCAUUCUAAUGUAAAACAUUUCAAACAUAUAUGCCUCAUUUCUAGCCUGGAAGGAACCAGAAACCUGUUUUGGGCAAUACUAAUAAUUGUCUUUAUAUACAUAUACACACACCCCAUACACACACACACACAAACACUAUGGAAACCCAUUUCCACCAGUCUGAUUGGAAAAAAAAGAUAUCCUGUAAUUCACUAUAAUGAGAAACAGAAAAAAUGACUUAGUUUCCCAAAACACUAAGAAAUGUUUGUUUUUUUUUUCAUUAUUUUGAGGACGCUUCUUAAUUUGAGAUACUAACAACAUUUAAAAUACAAAGUCCUUAUUUUAAGAUAAGUAAGGCAUUAUUUUGCAAAAUAUUUUUAAAUACUAAGUCAUAAUUUUGAGAUAUUUAGUCAUUUUGAGAUAGUAGGUCAUUAUUUUUCAGAUAUCAAGUUAUUAUUUUUGAGAUACUAUAUUAAUAUUGUGAGAUGUAAGUAAAUGUUUUUGUGAAAUCUCUUACUAAUCUGAGAUACCAUGUCAUUAUUUUGACAAAGUUUCCCAAAAUGUUGAGAUAUUAAGUCACCAUUUUGAGAUACGAAGUCUUUAUUUUGAGAAAGCUUCCAUUAUUUUGAUAUUCUAACACAUUUUUUUGAGAUAUUAAGUCAUUUUUAAAAAAAGGCUUCUCGUUAUUUUGAGAUGAAUCAUUAUUCUGAGAAAGUUUCCCCUUAUUUUGAGAUAUUAAGUCUUUUUUUUAAUUUUUUUAGAAAGCUUGUAUUAUAAUGACAUACAGGAUCUUUUUUCUUUUCGUCACAUUGGCAGAAAUGGGCUUCCAUACAAGCCAGACAUACACUUUCCAGCCUUGUAAAUAUUGCAUGUGUACGCCGUUUUAACCCCAUAAAGGCUGAAUGUUUUUAGUGUAUAGAACGGUUGUUGUAUUAUACUUAAAAAUAAAGAAGAAAACUAAUUUAAAUUUCUCACCAACCUUAAAUCCAGAAUUUAAAAUAUAUACACAUACACUACUAUAUACUAUAUACACUAAUAUUCACUAACGUCUUGAACUAAUUUAAGAACCAAAUAUUGUAAAAAUCCAUCAAGACUAUAUUAGAUCUUUUUAGAUCAAUUAUCUGCUGUUACUGUCAUUUCAACCUGACGGCACUCACAGCAAACAGCAUCUCUCACAGUAUUUACAUGUUGUAUUAAAAUGUUUAACCUACGUCACUUAAGAGCAUCGACUGCAGCAUGCCCACGACAUGAAAAACAGGCUUUUAUUGUCCUAAAGUUGUGUCUGUGUGUGUGUGUGUGUGUGUGUGUGACCAGAGGAGUGAUGUUUUAAAUGUUGCCAUCAUGGGGUGUUUGGGGUUUCUGUGUUUAAGUGUGUAUGCCUAUGACGAGCAUUAUGUGUCAGUGUGAAUGAUUUAUGAGUGUUUGUGCGUGCUGAAUCUAUGCAUAGGCAGUUUGUACAGAAUGACACAACUGUACUUUAUGUGCUUUUCCCGUCUGAGUAAGGUAUUCAUGUGCCUGCUUAAAUCGUCUUGCAAUGUGAAGAAAACAAGUGCUGUGUUUAAGUCAUGAGUGUGAAUGUGUUUGAAGCCACAACAUAUUGUAAAAGAUAUUGUAACUUUGAGAUAUUUGAGUGACUCUUGUCUUUGUUUAGUGCCUAAAACGUAUACUGGAUAGUUGGCCUGUAUUCUGUCAUUUGCCGACACUCCUAAUGGCACCUUUUUCUUAAUAGGUAUGGUAUUCUAGAAAGCUGUUUGCACACCUGACUGAGCAAAGUGGUACCGCUGACUGGCCUAUGAUAUGCUAAUGUGUAGGAGAUACGUGACUUACUGUGUGAUUAUUAUGAAAGUGAUGAUGAAAGUCAGGUUUCCAGAUGAUUCUGAGUAGCAUUAAGAGUGCUGAGCGUGCUCUACUUGUAAGCGAGGAUGUUUCCAUUUCAUUAAUCAAGUCUGUGGCACAGAUAGAGGUAUGUGAGUUAAUUAAUGAUAGCAGCAGAUGAAUGACAAAGCAUUGUGUGGGUAACCCACAGAGUUAUGUUUUGGUAAGCAACUGAUGAGAGACUGCAGACAGCAUUUCCGUGCACCACCGCUUCUGAAUACUGUCAGUGAUUGUGAGCCACUCCAGCCAGAGUGAGUAAGGAUGUGAGAGAGGCAGAUAGCCUUUGGUUUACACGUUACCAGCAUCUCAAAGAAGGCUCAGUCUAGUGGGAUUGGAGUUAUUACAUCGAACUGGUGCCAGAGGGAUUCUGGUGUCAUACCCACUUCUGAUAACCUACUAAUAGAAGAAACCACUACUUUUAAUACCACUGGCACUUCUUGCACAAUAUGUGAGUUGUCUCUGCCCUGAUCCUCUCUGUUUACUUCUGCUGUUCUGGCCUGGGUGUGGUGUGACAUCCCACAUGUUCUCUCUGUACUCCCUUUUUGCACAACACUUCACACAGAUGUUUUGUAAAGAAAAUAGUUUUUUCUUUAUUUCAUGUCUAAAGGAAUACUAAGAAUAAA